Molecule: messenger RNA, 1832 nt
Organism: Thamnophis sirtalis
Lineage: Eukaryota; Metazoa; Chordata; Lepidosauria; Squamata; Natricidae
Product: T-cell-specific surface glycoprotein CD28
Biological process (GO): positive regulation of T cell proliferation; T cell activation; T cell receptor signaling pathway
Cellular component (GO): external side of plasma membrane
Source: RefSeq, a predicted model, not a curated record
GUUUCCUGUUUGCAGCAAAGUGGUUUGAUUUUUCUGCAUUUUGUACGCUUCUGAGAGGAAAAGAUGAGAAUAAAAUCUCUGACAUACCUGUUUAACCUGAAGUGUGGGGUUAAACCGAUACAACUGCAACCUUCUGUCCUGUUCUGUAUGAGGUCAAGAUGCCCAUUGUGCCUUUUACCGGCAUAAUCGCCUGGAUUGUUCUUACUGUCGUUCAUAUUAUUCAGGACACCAGUUCAGCAGCUGAAAACAUUUCAAAGCAACAGAGAGUCCUAAACAAAACAGUGCACCAAAAUGCCCAGCUGGCCUGUGACUUUCCAGCUCACAGAGAAACCAUCACAAAGUUGAAUGCCUACUUGUUCAAAGGAGUCGGGAAAGUACAACUUUUUGAAGCCAAUUGGAACAAUUCCACAAUUUCAAUCAAGGAAAACGGUUCUAAAUUAAGCUUGGACAUAAAUAUUACAAAAGAAGAAAAACAUGCUGUGUUUCACCUGAAGGACUUGGAAGUCAACCACACAGACAGUUACAUGUGCAAAAUUGAGGUGAUUGACCCGCCACCAUAUGAAACCGAAAGCAGGAGCAACUUAAUUUACGUGACAGAACUUCCUCCGCACCAAGAAAAGCUUAAUUGCAUGAACAUGCCAAUGGCUAUUUCACUUGGAUUUUUCGUUUUCUACAGCCUGAUGAUCACAGCAGCCAUUUACUACUGUUGGCUGAAAAGCAAGAAGAAUAGGGCCCUUCAGAAUGACUAUUUCAAUAUGACGUCCUGGCAAUCAAAUGGACCCAGGAAAAGGCCGCCUCGGCAUGGUGCUCCAGCACGGAACUAUACGGCAUACCGUUAUUGGGAACCCUGAUGAGUAAUGUCUUCUCUACAAUGGAAAUAAGAACAGCCUAGUCAGAGCAGAAUGUGACUGUUUUCAAAGAGUUGUAUCAUGUUGUUCAUAGAUAUACAAAGGACAAAAGCUCUCUGUAAGUUAUGUUUCAAGCUGAUAGGAAAUAGGUUAUUACUAACAGUAGACUGGAAACAGAGGGAUGAUAGACCCACCCACCCCUCCAGUUUUAAGCAAAUGAUGGUUCCAAUUGCAUUUGUGAACUUUCCACUUUGGCCUUAACAGAAGGUUUAAAGGAUUAUAUCCAAAUUCUGGCAAAGAGUGGAGGUAAAAACCUGUCAUAUUUUAUAUCAAGGAGAAAAUGCUGAAUGUAGGGUUUAAACAUAUGCUUAAGAAAUAAGAAGCAUCCAGCUCGGUGGGACUGGUGCAAUAAAGAACAUUUUUUCUGUUAUAAUAUGAAUUAGCUGGAAAGGUUUGCAAUCCUCUGCAGAACAGUCCCAAUGAACAGAUGACACUUUCUGCUAAAACAAUCAACCCGAAAAUCAUGUCUGGAAGACUUGAAGGAAUAGUGGAAAACUAUUUGCAGUGAUAUAUAGUUUUCCACGGAUACAUAAAGAAGAUGCUGACAAAGAAUUGGGCAAAGAGUAAUGAAGGGAAAGCUUAAGUAAUAUAUUACUAUCCAAAUAGUUCUAGUUCCCACUGUAAGAAGGGAGUAUUUUUCUUUCUUGAUAUCAGAUAUCAAUUGAAUACCAAAAUGCUGGUAUGCACAGGGUUCUAUGCUUAUAGCUAAAAUGAAAAGAGUUCUUGCUUCGUUGGUUUCCAUUUCCUAUGUUAAUUAAAUGGGUUCAACAUAGGUUCAAACCCAUACUCAACGCCUGGAUAGCUUUGUGUGAGUGUCAGCCCAAUCGUCUUACAGAGUUGUUGUAGUAGGAGUCACACUUUUUGCACGCCUCUGAGCAGAUGGGAUCAUCGUAUUUUGAUCAUUCAAGCAGAAAUGGCACCCUG